Aspergillus saccharolyticus JOP 1030-1 is the source of this 5040-nucleotide messenger RNA. Its product is annotated as acetyl-CoA synthetase-like protein. Gene Ontology annotation, molecular function: catalytic activity; phosphopantetheine binding. NCBI's taxonomy places the organism in Eukaryota, Fungi, Ascomycota, Eurotiomycetes, Eurotiales, Aspergillaceae. The annotation marks the transcript as partial. The record is from RefSeq and is a predicted model, not a curated record. Gene Ontology annotation, biological process: amino acid activation for nonribosomal peptide biosynthetic process; secondary metabolite biosynthetic process. Gene Ontology annotation, cellular component: cytoplasm. The transcript has a single exon.
CUCGAUCCGAAGCAGCUACAGCAACUAUGUGCUUUCAACUCCAGGACUCUUAAGUCCAUCGAGAUCUGCAUACAUGAGCUGGUUCACCAACAAGCCCUCACACAUCCAGCUCGUGAGGCUAUCGCUGCCUGGAACGGAGGAUUGACCUUCGCCGCUCUCGAUCGCCUCUCGUCCUCUCUUGCAUCCUAUUUGUGUGACUGUGGAGUCACAUUGGGAGACUUCGUUCCGGUUUGCUCGGAGAAAUCUCGCUGGUAUCCUGUAGCGUUACUGGGCGUUCUAAAAUCUGGAGCUGCAUUUGUGCCCUUGGAUCCAUCCCAUCCCGCUCAGCGCUUGGAGGAAAUCUAUCGAAGGGGUUCUGCAAACGUGAUGAUCGCCACGAAGGCCACAGCCGCGAAAGUGAAUUUUGGUGGAAAGACCAUCGUGAUCGAUGACGACAAUGACACCACGUUCUCAACAGUUUUGACGGGUUUGAGGCCCUUACCCAAGAUCACAUGCGACAAUACUGCCUAUGUGGUCUUCACGUCGGGCACUUCCGGCAAACCCAAAGGAGUGGUUGUCGAGCACCGAUCUCUUUCGACCAGUGUAUUGAUGAACAGUGCUGCACUGAAUAUACGAGAGAGCACUCGUGUCUUCCAGUUUGCCUCCCAUGCGUUUGAUGCAUCUUUGCUGGAUAUCUUUGCCCCUUUGGUGAUGGGCGGAUGCGUAUGUAUACCGUCAGAACAGGAGCGGAAAAACAAUCUAGGGGAAGCCUGUCGACGCAUGGACUGUACAUGGUCUUUCUUGACUCCAUCUCUCACGCGGGUGUUGGAGCCGGAGGACUUAUGCACUUUGCAAACACUGGUAAUUGGAGGCGAGGCUCUGCGAGAAGGCGACGUCGAGAAAUGGAUGCCUCAUGUACAAUGCAUCAGCGGUUACGGUCCUACCGAGUGCACAAUCGGAUGCAUGGCAACGACUCUACGACUUGAUCAAAAGCCAGACCCCACCGAGCUGGGAAGAGGCGUGGGAGUCAACUGCUGGGUUAUUGACCCUACGAGCCACAAAUUGACUGCACCGGGCGAGGUCGGAGAAUUAUUGCUGGAGGGUCCCAUGGUUGCACGCGGAUAUCUCAACGAUCCACGUACGGCUGAGGUGUUUAUCACGCCACCUGAAUGGUACCAAAAAUUGAUGCCCCAAGAAAGUCGUUGGCGUAUGUAUAAAACAGGAGACCUGGUCGUUUUCAACGCCGCGAAGAACUCGAUCCAGUACAUUGGACGAAAGGAUAUGCAGAUAAAGCUCCACGGCCAGCGUCUCGAUACUGGAGAAGUGGAGCAUCACAUUAAAUUACUGGCUCCUGACGCCGUCGACGUUGUGGUUGACAUGCUGUCUGGCUCAGAGGAGUCUUCUGCCUCAAUCCUGAUCGCAUUCCUUGUGCUGAAGUCACGCCAAACCGGGGAACACGGUUCCAAGACCGACUGGCUGGAGGAACCGACGGAAGAGCUGUAUACAAAGGUGGAAAUGCUUCAAGCGAAGUUGGCCGAGUUGCUUCCCGAGUACAUGGUUCCCAGGGCAUUCCUGCCCUUGCUCUCAAUGCCUCUUACGAGCAAUGGAAAGAGCGACCGGAAAAUGCUUCGCAAGUUGGCCGCAGGCCUGACACAGAAUGAGCUCCGUCGAUAUUCUGGGGGCUUUGCCGCGAAGAAAAGCAUGCCCUCCAGCUCAAUGGAGCGAAAGCUCCAGCUGCUGUGGUCCAGAGUCCUCGACAUCAGCCCCGACAAUAUAGGCCUCCAAGAUAGCUUCUUUGGUCUCGGUGGUACCUCUGUGGCAGCGAUGAAGCUUGCCGGUCUGGCAAGAAAGGAAGGGUUGAAACUAGAUAUAGCGGAUUUAUAUGGCCACCCAGCCCUCGGAGACAUGGUGAAACGAGUUUAUACUGUCUCAAAGUUGAGUACGAUCCAGCCCUUUGGUCUCAUUUCCACUCGUGAUGCACAAGCAUGUGUCAUUGAGCAAGCCACGCGUCAGUGUGGACUAGAUCACGAAAAGGAGAUUGGAGACAUUUAUCCUUGCACACCCUUACAGCAAGGACUUAUUGCGCUUGCAGCCAAGAAGCCAGGCUCAUAUAUUGGCGUCUUCCGAUAUGAGAUACCCAUGCAGGUAAAUGCCUACCGGUUUCGAUCCGCUUGGAAUGUGUUGGUGCACGCCCAUCCGAUUCUUCGAACUAGAUUUAUCCAGACUAGCAACGGUGAAGUUUAUCAGGCCGUAGUUUGCCGAGAAGUUGCGCUGGAGGUUAAGUCACGUAACCCUGAAGAACCACAGAUUUGGGAUACUUCGCUUGCCUGCGAGAUGGGAAGGCCCUGGAUUCGUGCCCGACUUGAGGUGGGGUCUUCGUCGCAGCUGCCAAUCUUCACGCUGAUUGUGCAUCACACCUUGUCUGAUGGCUGGGGCCUUUCUGUGCUUCUUCGGGAUCUCGAAGCGGCGUACAAUGGGAACAACCUGGAAAAGAAGCCAUUCAGCCCUUUCAUUGGGUACAUUGGCGUUACAUCUGCUGAAAGGGAGGCAUUCUGGAAAGGUCGCUUCACCGAAGUGCGCAGCGUAAGCUUUCCUUCGCUACCCUCACCGGCUUACACCCCGACGUCCACGGUAAUGCAAGCGAUUCAAAUUCCCGUCGGCAAGAGCAAUCGAAGUGAGUAUACACUUGCCGACAAACUGAAGUUAGCCUGGGGAAUUCUCGUUGCACUCUACACCGACACGUCCGAUGUCGCUUUUGGCCUCACGGUUCAUGGCCGUGGUGCCCCUGUGCUUGGGGUCGAGGACAUUACUGGUCCAACAAUCGCUACCAUUCCUCUCAGACUAGUUCUGGAACCCGAUAUGACCGUGAAAGCGAGCCUCAAGCAGCUACGUCAAUUUUACCUGGAUGCAAGUCCGUAUGAGCAGAUAGGGCUUCAAAAUCUGCGGCGGCUGAGCGAGGGAGCCAGCAAAGUCUGUGAUUUUCAGAGCCACAUUGUCAUCCAACCAGAGGAGACCGGCGGUGAUUGGAUGUUUGCUAGAAAGCAGGACCAAUCAGCCAUAGGGGCAUUCAGCUCCUACGCCAUUACCAUGAUCUGUCAGCAAGGGCCUGGUAUGAUACAGAUUGAGGCAACGUUCGAUCCGCACGUUGUACCUCACGUGCAGAUGGACCGUAUGCUGAAGCAGCUUAGACAUAUCAUGCAAGUCUUAACGAACGGGUCUGAAGAGACUGGUCUAUGCGAGCUGGACACUAUCUGUCCCGAGGACUGGUCGCAAUUAAAACAAUGGAAUGGCGCACUCCCGGAGACAGUGCAGGUAUGUGCUCAUGAAUGGAUCCAGAAGCGAGGUCUCACUCAACCUAAUUCCCCCGCUGUGUGUGCCUGGGAUGGUAAUUUUACGUACCGAGAGAUGGAUCAGAUCUCAUCUGAAAUGGCGGCCUAUCUCGGGGGUCAAGGCGUGGGUCCCAAUGUAUUCAUCCCUCUAUACUUCGAGAAAUCCCGCUGGAUCAGCAUCGCAAUGCUUGCAGUGAUGAAGGCGGGGGGCGCAUUUAUUCUACUGGAUGACUCCCAUCCAACACAGAGGCUCACUGGGAUCUGCAAUGAUGCAAAAGCGCCAUUCAUCAUCACGUCAGAGACGAAUGCGUCUCGUGCAGCUCAUAUCACUAAGAGCUAUAUUAUCCUGGGCAACUCUCACCGCGCGUGGAGUUUGGGUCAAGGGAUCCCAUCAUGUCCCAAGCCCAAGGUCGAUCCCAAAAAUGCCCUGUAUGCAGUAUUUACCUCGGGGUCGACAGGAAAGCCCAAAGGUGCCGUUAUAUCGCAUGAGUCGUGGUGCACGAGCGCGAAGGCCAACAGCGUCGCCCUAUCGUUACAUAACACUUCGCGAGUCUUCCAGUUCGCCGCCUAUGCGUUUGAUAUCAGCAUCGCAGAUCAUCUGCUGACCUUGGUGGCCGGCGGUUGUAUCUGCAUCCCUUCAGCCAGGGACCGAGAAGGAGAUCUUUCUCACGUCAUCCGCAGCCUGGAAGCCAAUUGGGCAUGUUUGACGCCGUCUGUGGCGCGCAUCAUUCAACCUCAAAGCGUCCCUUCACUUAAGACGCUAGUCCUCGCAGGCGAGCCCAUUGCGCCCGAGGAUAUCUCAACGUGGUCUCCAGCCGUGCAUUUGCUGAACCUAUAUGGCCCCGCCGAGUGUGCCAUACUUACCACUCUGAACCAAAACGUCAACAAUACGAAGGAUCCGAACAACGUUGGGCCGCCGACAAGCGCAGUAUGCUGGGUUUUGGACACAAAAAACGACCAGAAACUGGCACCCAUUGGGACAGUCGGGGAGCUCCUCGUGGAAAGUCCUAUCGUAGGCUACGGAUAUCUUAAUGAACCCAUCAAGACGGCCGCCAGCUUCAUCGCGCCAGAGGCCCACCCACUGUGGCUACGACGGCUCCGACGUUCAGAAAGCAACCCUCGUUCGCGUCUUUAUCGCACCGGCGAUCUAGUACAGUACACAGCAGAUGGUACGCUGCGAUUUAUUGGCCGCAAAGACACGCAGAUCAAACUGCGCGGCCAGCGCAUUGAACUUGGAGAGGUGGAGUACCACCUACGCCGCAGCUUCCCCGAAGCCGCUGAGGCCGUGGCUGAAGUCGUCGUGCCGAGAGAAGAUGGAACCAGAAGCAGUCGAAGCCCGCACCCAAUCUUGACGGCCUUCAUCCGUCAGCGGCGCGAGCAGAGCGGAGCCAUCCACGCACAAAUUGCCGCUGCUCUGCCUACUCUAAGAGCAUCCCUGCCGGCGUAUAUGAUACCCUCAGCAUUCCUCAGCGUGGAAUCAUUUCCCCUGAGCAAAUCCCGCAAGCUAGAUCGCGGCCGCCUGCGCAGCUGGGCCGCUGAAUUGCCCCGGGAGAGAUUCGUCAAUGCACCCACGCUGCAGAGGCGAGAGCCGUCCAGUCCGGUCGAGCAGACCCUGUUUCAGCUGUUUGCUGACACCUUGAAGAUCGAUCCCAUGGAUUUCGGGGUUGACCAUGACUUCUUCGGCUUGGGUGGUGAUUCGAUUCUGGCUAUGGGUUUGGUGGCGCGGGCCCGC